Messenger RNA from Penicillium verhagenii, 2433 nucleotides. RefSeq lists its product as uncharacterized. The coding region runs from base 1 to 2433 and encodes 810 amino acids. NCBI's taxonomy places the organism in Eukaryota, Fungi, Ascomycota, Eurotiomycetes, Eurotiales, Aspergillaceae. The record is from RefSeq and is a predicted model, not a curated record. The transcript has a single exon.
AUGUCUUCUUCUCGCAAUGCACGUUUCCGAUGGCCUCCCGUGCCAUGCGUGGAGGAAGAGCCUGCCUCGCUCGCUCGAGAACUACACGGUCUUUCAAAGCUCGGUGAAAAGCCUGGAGUCGAGGGAGCCUGUAGAAGGGGUACUGUUGAUCAAUACCCGGUCAUUCUCUCUCCGGAUUCUCCUCUUCCGACGUCAAUCGACCCACCCAGCGCCUUCGCUUCCCCUGGAUUGGAAAAUGUCUCCUCCGAUGACAACAGUUCUGGCCUUCGUACUCCUCCUCCACCGACGGCCUCGAGUGUACCUCGAAGCCAGGCUCCACAGGCCUACCAGCAGCUCCCCACCCCGGGCCAACGAUCUCCUCCCCAGUUUCCGGAGCCAGUUGUCCGCACCAAGGCUUCAUUAAACGAAUCUUAUGGUGCUCCUCCACCGACGGCCUCGAGUGUGCCUCGAAGCCAGGCUCCACAAGCCUACCAGCAGCUCCCCAUCUUGGACCAACGAUCUUCUCGCCAGCGGCGUCCCCAGUCUCGACCACGGGGCCGCGAUUUUAACAGAGAUGAAGUGGAGUAUUUUCAACAGAGCGGUACACGUCCACUACACUCUGAACUAGAUAAUCAAGGCCGUCCUUUUGAUUUGACCAAUCUAUUGACGAUGUUGCCCCCGGAAGCACCUUUGAGCCGUUCAACUAGCGUGCGUGCUGGAAAUUCACCUGCUCAAGCACCUCCAAGCUAUCAACGCACGGAGCAAAGCCCUGAGUAUCAAUCAGACUCGAGCACUACACGUGGCAGACCAUCUUCCUAUGUCCCCUCAGACUCGAGCAUCACUCGCGGCAGACCAUCUUCCUAUGUCCCCUCGCCCUCGGUUUCCACUCCAUUGACACACAUGCAAGCUAGGCGUUCUCCUGAUGCUCCUACACUCUCGGAGAGAAUUGAAGAGAAACUGCGAUUGAGGCAUGAGCUUCGCGAGCUAGGAUCUGAUUCAGACACAGAGCCUCCCAGGCGACCCAGGGCCAAAUCUAUCAGUCCAAAGAUUCUACCGGUGGCUCCGCACAGAGAAACACGCCCAAUUUCCCGUGAGCCUUCUCGUUCUUCAAGCCGUCAUCCUAUGCCACCUACCAAGGAGCCUAUCAAGACAGCCACACUUCAAGAGCCCAAGCACCUUCAGCCACCCACACGGGGUAGGGCGACUUCCCUGGUCGCGCCUGCGCCGCCGACCUUACGGCCUUCAUCCAGGGCCCCAUCGGCUAUGGUUUCCAGGUCUAUGUCUUCGGACGAGGCCCAAGCCAGCUCUAGCAAGCCUCGUCGGACCAACUCUGUGAAGUUUGUAGAUCAACCGCCACGGCAAAGCGUCCCCCCACAGGCACUCACCUUGGCACCCAAACCCACGUCCAGCCAAAAGUCCAGCUCUCCACAGCGCUCGACAGGGGGGGCAUGUGUGAUCCCAUGCCCUCGGGGGAACCCCGUAUCAGGCUACAAUGACUGGGUCACCCUAAAGGGCCUCCCACACCUGGACAUAUGUCCCUCCUGCGUGGCGCAGAUUUCUAAUUCCCGAUACGAGGACCUAUUCGUCCAAAGCUUACCCAAGCCACCCAACCUGAAAAUCCGCUGCGCCUUUUCCAACGCCUGGACUCGCCUGUGCUGGACUCAGAUGCUCAAAAAGAAGCACGACAGCCUGGAAAUGCUCUACCAGCUGACCCGCCCACCACCGGGCAUCACCCCCUGCGCUCGCCGUGACCCAGUCGAGCAAACCUGGUACCGUGUCGUCGACCCAGAAACAGGCAUGUUCCUACCCCGCUUCCAUGUCUGCGGCAGCUGUGCACGAAGCGUCCGUAUCUUGGUCCCCACCCACCGAGACACAUUGGAACACUGCCCGGAGGUCCAGGAGCGAAUUUGCGACUUCGUGACCUCCAGCCCGCGCUUUGUCCAGUAUAUCGAUCUGCUGGAUACAUCUGCCGCCCGUACGGAGCCAGGCCGUCGUCCAGAUCUGCGAGAGCUGAUAUCUUAUGUCCGCCGCAAGACUUCGCUGCAUGACUGCCGCCGUGACAGGCCCAUCAAGGGCGCUUGGCACUAUAUUCCCGAGCUCCCAGAGCUCACGGUUUGCGAAGACUGCUACGAUGAAGUCAUCUGGCCGCUGGCCAAAUCGAAUCAUUCCCUUGCGAAGAGUUUCUCGACCAGUACGCAUCUGUUACCUGGUGACAGGUCGAAUCGGAUCCGUGAAGCGAGCUGCCAGCUCUACACAACGCCGAUGAGGCAGAUGUUCAAGGAGGCUAUCUUGAGGAACGACUAUCCGGGCCUGGAGCAUAUUGCUCUUAGGCGGUUCGAUGCGCAGAGGAGAUACAAUGAUCGGAGGGCUGAAUUGGACGAAGCUGAGCGGAGGGGGUAUGAUUGUCAGGGAGAGAUCAGGAAGGCUGUUAACGAAUGGAGAAAAUGGGAGUGA